AGCUUCUAAAGUUAACGCAAUCUCUCUUCCUUCUAUUUCUUCUUCUUCUUCACUAACAUUUUUUCUUCACUCACUGUUUAAUUUAUUAUUUAUUUAUUUAUUUCUCUAUUAUUUACAUUAAUUAAUUUAUAGUUAAUGUUUGUUUUGAUACCCGUUCUUUCUCUCUGUAAAUAUUACUCGCCGGGAUUUUUUCUCAAAUUCCCGGCAAGUUGCCGCCGGUGAACAAUGUCAAUAUUCGACGCUGCAUUUGUAGACACGGAGCUUUCAAAACCGACGUCAAUAUUCGGGUUAAGAUUAUGGGUGGUGAUCGGAAUCUUAUUAGGAUCUUUAAUAGUUUUAGCUCUGUUUUUAUUCUCUCUGUGCAUUACAUCUCGCCGGAAAAACAAGAAAUCGUCAAAACAAACGGACACUUUAACGCCGCCGAUAUCUAAAGAAAUUCAAGAAAUCGUGCAUUUUCCUGCGGCGGCGCAGGAUCACCACCACCACCAUCAUAAUCAGGUGCCGGAGAUUCAAGUUGAGAUCGGGAAGAUCGAGCACCGCGUGGUGUUUUCCGACAGGCCGUCUAGUGGAGAGAGUAGAGGGACUGUGAGUGGGUGUGAAACGGCGUCGUUUGGGAGUGGGAGUGUGGGGCCUGAAGUUUCGCAUCUUGGGUGGGGCCGGUGGUAUACUUUACGGGAACUUGAAGCUGCUACUAAUGGACUCUGUGAAGAGAAUGUGAUUGGUGAAGGUGGUUAUGGGAUUGUUUAUAGUGGGAUUUUGGGUGACGGUACUAAAGUUGCCGUUAAAAAUUUGUUGAAUAACAGGGGUCAAGCAGAGAAGGAAUUCAAAGUGGAAGUGGAAGUAAUUGGACGAGUGAGGCACAAGAAUCUUGUUAGGUUGCUUGGAUACUGUGUUGAGGGUGCUUACAGGAUGCUUGUGUACGAGUAUGUUGAUAACGGCAAUCUGGAUCAAUGGCUUCAUGGUGAUGUUGGGAGUGUUAGUCCUCUUACUUGGGAUAGUCGGAUGAAUAUUAUUUUGGGAACAGCAAAAGGGUUGGCGUACCUUCACGAGGGUCUUGAACCAAAAGUUGUCCAUCGAGAUGUAAAAUCGAGUAAUAUACUACUGGAUCGGCAAUGGAAUUCCAAGGUCUCUGAUUUUGGACUUGCUAAGCUCUUAUGUUCCGAAAGGAGUUAUGUUACAACACGGGUGAUGGGAACAUUUGGUUAUGUGGCACCUGAGUAUGCUUGCACUGGAAUGCUGAAUGAGAAAAGUGAUGUUUAUAGCUUUGGUAUUUUGAUCAUGGAGGUCAUUUCUGGGAGAAGUCCUGUUGAUUAUAGUCGCCCACAAGGAGAGGUGAAUUUGGUGGAUUGGUUGAAAACAAUGGUCGGAAACAGAAAAUCUGAAGAAGUAGUCGAUCCUAAGUUGCCUGAGAUGCCCCCUUCCAAGGCACUUAAACGAGUUCUCCUGGUUGCUCUUCGAUGUGUAGAUCCUGAUGCAACAAAGAGGCCUAAAAUGGGGCAUGUGAUCCACAUGCUCGAAGCAGAUGACUUGCUAUUUCGUGAUGAACGGCGAAUUGCGAGAGAAUCUUCUACUCAUUCAAAUCGUGAAUACGAACAAGAAAAACCUGCUGUUGCAAAAUUAGGCGAUAAACAAUUUGGUGAAGGCACUUCAGAUAUAAAUGAAGAUGAUAGUGGUAGGAAGAUUCAUCAACCAAGUAGAUGGAGAUAGCGUCGCAGGAGGAUUAUAGGUGAUCGACUAAUUUUAAUCCUCUUAAGUUACCGGGUCCUCCCUUUUCAUUUUUUCUUUUCAUGUAGGUAAAUGAUUAUGUUGUUGUACCCUUGAUUUGAUGAAAACCAUAUUUGUUUUGUGGUUAGCUUUCAUAUCUUUAUUAUAUCCUACUUCAAUUGGAUAUAAUUGUAUAAUUGGAUGCAUACCUUCAUUAUUUCAUAGAAACACAUAAUUUUUCAGAA
This is a messenger RNA of Mercurialis annua (annual mercury), 1949 nucleotides long. RefSeq names its product probable serine/threonine-protein kinase At1g01540. The record is from RefSeq and is a predicted model, not a curated record. Gene Ontology annotation, biological process: protein phosphorylation. Bases 226 to 1707 code for a protein of 493 amino acids. NCBI's taxonomy places the organism in Eukaryota, Viridiplantae, Streptophyta, Magnoliopsida, Malpighiales, Euphorbiaceae. Gene Ontology annotation, molecular function: protein kinase activity; ATP binding. The transcript is spliced from 7 exons.